This is a messenger RNA of Penicillium cataractarum, 2055 nucleotides long. RefSeq lists its product as uncharacterized. Bases 1 to 2055 code for a protein of 684 amino acids. The record is from RefSeq and is a predicted model, not a curated record. The transcript is spliced from 5 exons. NCBI's taxonomy places the organism in Eukaryota, Fungi, Ascomycota, Eurotiomycetes, Eurotiales, Aspergillaceae.
AUGGAGUCAGAGGGAGAGCACUACGACUUUGAAAGGAAUGUUUGGGACGAAGAUGACUAUGGGACAUUAAAAAUGUCCAUGGCGGAACUUAAGCAGUUCAUUACCAAGUCCAUGGUUGAGAAGAGUAAGCUGGAUGCAUGCUUGGACAUAUUCCUUGUGGAACUUCGGGAUAUUCCCAACGAAGCCGACAACAAACUCCUGGAUUUCUCUGGAUAUACGGGCAAGAGCAAUGAUAAACUACAACACGCCGCGAGUAAACUGCGAGAGAACAUCGAUACUCUCCUUCCGGGGUUCCUGGAACUUCCCACUGGAUCCAAUAUUCUGGAGAAUGAGAAGUUAACGGAGAAACUUCGUGAUCGAGUGGAUCGCCUAGGUAGAGACAGCCUGAGCAAGUCCGAGUUUGGAACGCAGUCCUUCCACGCCGCACAGAAGAGCUUUCUGGAUACCCUCGUGUCUAGAUACUGUCGCCAGUCAUCACAUGGACGAACGAAUUCGGAGCCAGCUCCAUUAAGCGAAAGUGCAUUUGACAAAUCUUGCCAACAGCUGGGGCAAUUUAUCUCUGGCGAAAAGGCCUCCGCAACUUUUGCCUGUGGGGGUUCCGUAUCCAUUGGCGACAACUUACCCCCAGGAACCCACGAUGUUUCACCACCAGUUCGCAUCUCCUGGACAGCCAAGGAUGGUUCAUGCGAGCACAAAGCAAUGCUUCCCGUCAGUGGCAGUAAUCAACUUAGUGCUGAACAGCUUGCUCAACUGGUUUCAGACUGUGAGGUGGCGAGAUUUGGUAAAGGGGAGAAAGAGAUUGUGGAUCCUGAGUACCGCAAAGCUGGCAAGCUUGAUCCUACUCGAUUCCUGAGUAGCUUCCAUCCCGCCAACCUCCAGAUACUUGAUGAUGUUGAGCAGCUUCUUGCACCCAACUUCAACAGUCUGACGGAGAAUCAGCUUCCGUUUCGAAGUCUGAAAGCAGAACUUUACAAACUCAAUGUAUACUCGGGGCCAGACGGGCUGUUUCGGAAACACGUUGACACCCCACGAUCCAAGACACAGAUUGGAUCUCUCGUUGUUUGCCUACCGUCUGCAUUCAAAGGUGGAAGACUAACCGUACGCCAUCAUGGAAAUGUCGUCGACUUUGACUGGAGCGCUCGCAGCGAUUCGGUCAUACAAUGGGCCGCAUUCUAUAGUGACUGCGAGCAUGAAAUCAAAGAGGUUACGGAGGGCCAUCGGGUUACCUUGACAUACAAUCUCUUUGUCACUGAUUCCGGCUGUGGAUCGAUUCCUCGGAACGUCAAUAUCGACCCCAAAACGUUGCCUCUAUAUCAAUUGUUGAGAGAUCUUCUUGCCAAACCUGGCUUCAUGAAGGAAGGUGGAAUUCUCGGUGUUCACUGCUCACAUGCGUAUCCACAUGCAUCCUCACAAGCCCAAGAGCUUCUCCCCAGGGGCCUUGAAGGUGCUGACUUGGCGGUGUACUCAGUACUAAAGUCUCUUGGUAUAGACGCCCAUGUGCUUCCUGUUCUCAGAGAGAAACACGAUGAUGAUCUCGAGGAGGUCGCGGUAGGAGAUAUGCUACGAUUUCUGCGCGAUGGGGAGGAGUUUGAACCAACAUUUGCUCAAAUCCCCCAAAUUUUGCCUGUCGAAUCAGAUUUGGAAAAAUACUGGAAGAUGCUCUACCUCUCCCGCAGACUACAUGGUACAAGAAAGAUAAUGCAAUUCGCAAAGGAAAGAAAGUUAAUGGAUCCUGGGCUGUUCCAGGACAGAAAAGGAAACUACUUUGGGACCGAGUUGCAUCGAUACUCGGUUGAUCAACACAUGUUUGAUAUGGGCGAACCAAUCUCAGAGGCAGUCAAUAGGCACUGGCCCGCACAGUUCAUCCCAGGCAUUACCUGGAUUUCCGAGCCUUUAAACAAGGAAAUGGCGUUUUCGUACCUGGCCGAAGGCAAUGAGCCCUCCAUUAACACAUUCUAUUCCUGCGCUACGAUACUGGCUGCGGUCCCUCCAUUUGACCAACGCCAGCCCACGCGGGAAAGAGAUGCUGGCAAAGUGCAUACAGACGGGGAAUAA